GGAUUCUUCUGCCUUGACCGGGCCGCGCCUAUCAUGCGCCUAUACCCCAACUUUCGGACGUUGCACUGCGGCCGGUGUAACUGGGUUACCGAAGGGUUCGGUGCCUCCAUGGGCCGCGUAACAUUGGCCGAUCCGCCUCCGCUUCGGAACCUGACCACCUUGAUCCUCACCCACACCCGGAUAAAUGCCUGGUCCUUGCGAAAUCUCCUGGAUGCGAUAGGACCAGGGCUCUCGAAGGUCCGCAUUUACCGAGAUGGCGAGUUGCUGUUGUCCGUGAACGACAACGACGACGUGGUCGAGCUCGAUGACGCUGUCGCCGCCUUACAACCCUGGCGAGCCACGCUCAACGAGUUGUCCUUCUCGAUAGACGGCAUCGUGCUGCCCCCAUCCCCCAGUCACUUCCACGGCAUGCAUCUUCUGCGCAACUUCAAGGUGCUCAAAGUCCUCCGCGUACACGCGGCCUCCUUCGAUUUCUUCGGGGACGUAGGGGAUCAAGCGGCCGCACUGGAUUCCACGAUCCCCGAUUCCGUGAGCGAGCUGAGACUCUUCGGCUUGAGCAACCUUGCCCCGGCGUUACGAGGCUUGCUAGAGGCACACCGAGCCGGCGGAUUCGAGUGUUUGAGCAAGAUUGAGAUUGAUGAUCAGAAAUUAGAACAGUAUGAGCCAGAGUGGGAGGCGGCCAGGGAUCUUAGAGAUGUGAGAGACGGGUUCCGGUCUGUAGGGGUCAAUUUCAUAGUCCAUUCAGAGUCUGCCCAGUCCGCCGUGGAUGGGUAG
This is a messenger RNA of Thermothielavioides terrestris NRRL 8126, 774 nucleotides long. RefSeq lists its product as uncharacterized. The annotation marks the transcript as partial. The transcript has a single exon. Lineage: Eukaryota; Fungi; Ascomycota; Sordariomycetes; Sordariales; Chaetomiaceae. The record is from RefSeq and is a predicted model, not a curated record.